Messenger RNA from Patiria miniata (bat star), 2505 nucleotides. RefSeq names its product uridine 5'-monophosphate synthase-like. Gene Ontology annotation, biological process: 'de novo' pyrimidine nucleobase biosynthetic process; 'de novo' UMP biosynthetic process. NCBI's taxonomy places the organism in Eukaryota, Metazoa, Echinodermata, Asteroidea, Valvatida, Asterinidae. Gene Ontology annotation, molecular function: orotate phosphoribosyltransferase activity; orotidine-5'-phosphate decarboxylase activity. Bases 40 to 1533 code for a protein of 497 amino acids. The record is from RefSeq and is a predicted model, not a curated record. The transcript is spliced from 11 exons.
GGCGCGCCUUGAAUACAAAAGCCUGCACACAAGCAUGACAUGUUGGUUGUUCUUGUGGCCCCUUCUAUGUCCAGAGAAAUCGAUAAUCAAGUCAGAAUGGAUGGAGCAAGGUUGGACGAUUUAAUUCUGAAACUGUACGAUGUGGAGGCUGUCAAAUUUGGCUCCUUCACGCUGAAAAGUGGCAUUCAGUCGCCUGUCUAUUUCGACCUGAGAGUCAUGGUUUCCUAUCCUGAAAUAAUGGCUGAGGUGUCUGAGUUACUGUGGGAGGCAUCGGUUGAGAGCAAAGCUGACUUCAGUGUCGUGUGUGGUGUGCCUUACACGGCCUUGCCAUUGGCAACGUUGAUGGCAGUGAACCACAAUAAACCGAUGGUAAUACGACGCAAAGAAGCAAAGGAUUAUGGGACUAGGAAAAUGAUAGAGGGCGCUUUCCAGCCUGGGGACCACUGCCUGAUUGUGGAGGACGUCGUCACUAGUGGCGGCAGUGUUAUGGAAACAGCACAGUCUCUCAGUGCUGUUGGCAUGAAAGUGAAGAAUGCUGUGGUUUUGUUGGAUCGAGGGCAAGGAGGAAAGAACAGAUUGGAACAGCGAGGCAUACACUUACAAAGCGUCGUAACCUUACCCAAGGUUCUCCAAGUCCUAGAGGAUCAUGGGAAAUUGGAAGCCGAGGUGGUUGCUGCUGUGAAGCAGUUUAUCGUCGACAACACCUUCCCUGACGAAGCAAAGGUCGCGUCCCCUGAGAAGCCAUCCGAUGCAAAGAGGCCUCGACUGUCUCGCUAUGAACAGCGGGCCGAGUUGUGCCAGCAUCCGGUUGCCAAGCAACUGUUUACCAUCAUGGCCGCCAAGCAGACCAACCUUGCCGUCUCUGCUGACCUCGCAUCUUGUCAGCAAGUUCUUGAGCUUGCAGACAAAGUCGGUCCCUACAUCUGCCUCCUCAAGACGCACAUUGAUAUCCUGGAGGAUUUCUCUGCCGAGUUUGUGACAUUGUUGACGGCCCUCGCCAGUAAACAUAACUUCCUGAUAUUUGAGGAUAGGAAAUUUGCAGACAUCGGUAACACCGUCAAGCACCAGUAUGGUUCCGGACUCUACAAGAUCGCCGACUGGGCACACAUCACCAAUGCCCACGCUGUGCCCGGUGCCGGGGUGGUACAGGGAUUGAAAGAAGUGGGCGGGGCAAAAGGGAGGGCGUGUCUCCUCAUCGGCCAGAUGAGCUCGGCAGGAAACCUAGCAACUGGAGAAUACACACAAUCAACCGUAAAGAUGGCGGAGGAUAAUGCAGACUUUGUGAUUGGGUUUAUAUGCACGUCGGCACUGUCAUCGGAUCCAAAAUUCAUUCACAUGACUCCCGGUGUGAAACUUGCCGAGGGAACUGAUGCCUUGGGCCAGCAGUAUUUGACCCCUGAAAAGGUCAUCGCUAAGCAAGGCAGUGACAUCAUCAUUGUGGGCAGGGGAAUUUACCAGGCUGCAGACCCAGUAGCAGCUGCCAAGGCUUAUCAGGAGGCUGGCUACGCUGCUUACAUGAGUCUAGAGUCUUGAAGGUAGAAAAACAAACGGCUGCCAAAACUGUAACUUCUCUGAGAAGAAGCUCUUAAUCUGCUGAGAUUUGAGGCCAAGGAAACAUUCAAGACCACUCUUGACUGUGAGCAGCUCAGUUAUGAUGUGAAGGAACGGUAGAUGGUCAACUCACGAAAAGCUAGUGGAGGAAUACAGCACAUAGGUUCUUUCAAAAGUCCACAAUUAUUUUUUUUUUUAAAUAUUGGGUAUGUUUUUUGCCCAGGCUUUGGAUAUUAUUUCCUAUUGAGAGUAAAAGCGCGUUUUUCUCCUCAAUAUUGUGGACAAUGUUUUGGAUGCCAGGAUACCAUAGCGAGUCUGGAUUCAUCUUUCCACUUGCGUCCCGGUUUUAUUCAAAUUUUCAAAAAUUACUGAAAUAUUCGUAAUACAGUAAGCAGGCAUGCAACCUUUCCUCGGAUCCGCUGAUUUCCUCGUUUUUUUUACUUCUCAUGAAUGCCAUUACAAAUUGAAAAAUACUGUACAAAGUCUUGAUGUGUGGUUUGGAAUUUCCUCGUUUUUGUCUAAAUUCCGAGUUGCAUGCUUGAGUAAGUCUCUGUACUGAUGACGUCACACUUUGUUUACGUGUGCGCUUUUUUUAUGGGGCUACGAAACCGUCGUUCCCACCAGGCUUCCAUAAGAAUGCACACAUGUAAACAGAGCCUGGUGUCAUCAGUACAGAGGCUUGCUGAAAAGGUUACCAUCUGAAAGAUGUGCAAAAUGUAGUUUUAGUUUUCUUUUUUGUUCUCUCAGAAAGGCUUAAUUAGAGAAAUUCGGAAUGCCAAGAAUUCUUCAAAUCAUUGUUUUGGGGUACGUUUAAUUAAACACAUGGUAUCUAUGUACCAGAUAUAACUGAUGUAUUUUAGUCUGUGUUUCAUUCUGUAUUGGGUUUUAUUAUUAUGACAAAAAGAUUUUCAUGAUUUGAUUGUGAUCCUAAUUAAAAGACAGAGAAUAACAUGA